AUGUCAAUAUUAAAUUUCAUUUGUUUAUUACGUUUUAUUCAAACUAAUGUACUUUUGGUUCAUCAAAACAGCGAAGGCACUUAUUAUUGCCAGCCCAACAACGACCUGGGCACUGGCAGUUCCAGCUACGUCAACUUGCGCGUCUUCCAGCCGCCGCGUUUCAUCGGCCAGCUACCGCCCGUCCUGCAGAAGAAGGCCCAGGACGCUGAUUUCAACAUGACGUGCUCCGCCCAGGGUAAACCCAAGCCAUCCAUCACCUGGUUGAAGGACGGCGUGGAAAUUUUGCCGGGAAGCAGUUCCGGCGCUUACGAACUGGUGACGGACGAGUCUGAGGGACGCAACGCCAUUUUCACCGUCCGCAGCACCCUCCGUUUUCACGGCUCGGAACGGCCGGCUCUUUCCCAGUUGACGGCCGACGAUCGCGGCGUCUACACGUGCGCUUUCGAGAACCAAAUCCGACGCAUCGAAUCCACCCUCACGUUGAAGAUCGAACACGCACCCAUUUUGCUGGAUCACAGGCCCAAAGUGGCCUCUAAUGUCGGAUCGUCCAGCAUCCAGUUGCUGUGCCAAGUGCAGGCCUACCCUCGUCCCAAUUUCGAAUGGUCUUUACGCGACGUGCCCAUCAUUGGCGGAGGAGGCGAUAGCAAAUACGAAAUGAACGUGACGUCGAUGACGGACAACGGUCACGACAUCUACCAGGGCAUUCUGCGAAUCAACGACGUCAAAGAGUCCGACUACGGCGAUUACACUUGCAAAAUGUGGAACGCUGAAGGCGAAAAUGCGGCCGCUGUCCGUCUGCAAGCGACCAGCGCACCGGAGAAGCCAACCAAUUUGAGGGUUGUCCAGUCAGGUUACGAUUCGCUGGCGCUCGAAUGGGACGAAGGAUUUAAUGGAGGAUUUGAAAAUACUAUUUAUACUGUCCUCUAUCGGGCCUUUUCUUCGAGUAGCAAUGCUGGCCAGCAACAAGAGGACGAUUGUCAGUAUGCAAAUCCGUGUGUUAUUCGAGGCCUGGAACAGCUCCAGUCGUACACGAUCCAAGUGCGCGCCGAGAACACGAAGGGCAAGAGCCCGUUGAGCAACGCCCUAACGGCCUCGACCAUCGUCGAUCUCUCGCGCAUCCCCGAGCCCAAACAGGUGACGUUCGAGCCCAAAACCAAGACGAUCUCGUUCAACGUCGACUCUCAGCUGCCCCUCAUGGCCAUGGUCGAAAGCCGCAUCGACGGCGACUGGUCUCUGUCGCAGAGGAUCUCGGUCCGCUCGCCCGUCAGUCGCGAAGUGCUGGACUUGGUGAAAGACGACGUCGAUGAUGUCCGCAUUAAAUUGUGUCUCGAAAUGAACACGACGCUGUGCAGCGAGGCCGUGGUGGCCGUGACGGGCGACCUCAUUCAAGAGCCGACCAAAGCCCUGACGGACUUGCCCGCCAAGUACAUGGUGGCCAUCAUCGUCGCCUGCGUCGUCGGCUCUCUGGUCUUUGUCCUUUUCGCCAUCUUUUACUGCUACCGUCGCCGGAGGGCGCAAAAAUUGAAGAAGCUGCUGGAAAUGGAAAAGGCCCAUUCGGCCCGUCCCACCAUCGGCCAACAACAACAACAACAGCAACAACCUCCUCCGCCUUACUACGCCGGACUGGAGAAUAAGGGACGCGACGCUAGUUUGAUGGACACGAGCCACGGCAGUAUGCUGGACGACGCGGCCAGCAAGAACGCCCUCUACGCCACCCAGAACGGCUACGGCUACGCGGUGGGCAGCGCUCAAAAUAACGGACAUGCCAACGGCGAUUGGGUCAAUAUGGCGUACACGGAACACAGUUAUUCUAAUUCGAACAAUGGCGGCUCGGUCAAUUCUCAAGACUCUUUGUGGCAAUUGAAAUUGGCCAGCCAAAAUGGCGGCGUUGGCGGAGUGAACGGAGGCGAUCAUCAAUUGGGCAAUGGAGCACUGCCGGAUAGGUCGUACCACUAUGAUCCAAUGACUCACGGAGGAUACGGCGGAUUCGAAGAUUACAGUCACUACCCGCCCAGCACCGGCGAUGACUACAUGCAGCGCAAUAAUUACGGCGCCGUGACGGCCAAUGGAGAUCCUUACGCUGCCGUCCAUAAAAAUGGCAAACGCAUGGAACAUCUCGAAUCAACAUAUCACAACGUGAGUGGCUUGCCAGAUCCCUACAUGGAGGCCGAACCGGAGGAGAUGAAACAGCACCAACAACAGCAACAACAACAACAAAUGGCGCCACCGCAGCACAUUUCCCUCUCGUUCGACGAAUCGCUCGAGAGUGGCUACUCGACGCCCAAUUCGCGGAAUCGCAGAGUCAUCCGCGAGAUCAUCGUCUAGAGGAGAUGCUAAUAUUAUUAUUUCUUUAAAGAUUUACGAUUAUUAGAUGUUGUACAACUCCCUUCGUCUCCCACUCUCGCAUUGAUCUAAUUUAAAAUCAGAAGUGAAUGACCUGACAACGUUUUCGCCCUAUGUGCCAAAACACCUUUCGAGGUUUUACCAUUUAACGGAGCGACGACAAUCAUCACUAUUUUCAUCACCUGGCUUGUCUGAUGGCCGCCAUCUUUUUUUGGUUGAUUGGCUGAAACAACAACAAAUUUUCCCUAUUUGGUUUUUAUGUUUCUUGAAAUAACAAAUAAGAAUUCAGUUUGGAUUGUGAUAGGAAGGCUCAAAGAAGGAUAUUCAUGUGCUGCCCUCUAGUGGGGAAUGGGGGGAUUGCCUGCCUGUUAUUUGUUUUGUCGCCAUUUUGAUCUCGCUGAAAUGAAGGGAAAAACAAAAA
Daphnia carinata is the source of this 2764-nucleotide messenger RNA. RefSeq names its product protein turtle homolog B-like. The record is from RefSeq and is a predicted model, not a curated record. Gene Ontology annotation, biological process: cell-cell adhesion. Gene Ontology annotation, molecular function: cell adhesion molecule binding. NCBI's taxonomy places the organism in Eukaryota, Metazoa, Arthropoda, Branchiopoda, Diplostraca, Daphniidae. The transcript is spliced from 4 exons. The coding region runs from base 1 to 2325 and encodes 774 amino acids. Gene Ontology annotation, cellular component: cell-cell junction.